Molecule: messenger RNA, 5583 nt
Organism: Cordyceps fumosorosea ARSEF 2679
Lineage: Eukaryota; Fungi; Ascomycota; Sordariomycetes; Hypocreales; Cordycipitaceae
Product: fatty acid synthase subunit alpha
Exons: 3
Coding region: 1-5583 (1860 amino acids)
Biological process (GO): long-chain fatty acid biosynthetic process
Cellular component (GO): fatty acid synthase complex
Molecular function (GO): 3-oxoacyl-[acyl-carrier-protein] synthase activity; fatty acid synthase activity; holo-[acyl-carrier-protein] synthase activity
Source: RefSeq, a predicted model, not a curated record
AUGCGUCCCGAAGUCGAACAAGAGCUCUCCCACACCCUGCUCAUCGAGCUUCUGGCCUACCAGUUUGCCUCGCCUGUCCGAUGGAUUGAAACACAGGACGUCUUCCUCGCCGAGAGGACGGCCGAGCGUGUGGUAGAGAUCGGUCCUGCCGAUACGCUCGGUGUCAUGGCCAAGCGUACCCUCGCCUCCAAGUACGAAGCCUAUGAUGCCGCCAAAUCCGUUCAGAGACAGAUUCUUUGCUACAACAAGGAUGCGAAGGAGAUCUACUACGACGUCGAUCCGGUAGAGGAAGAGCCAGAGCCCACGGCACCCGCUGCCGGAGCGUCUGCAGGUGCCGCGCCGGCUGCUGCAGUUCCCGCUGCCGCUGCAGCCGCCCCUCCUCCGCCCAGCGCUGGUCCGGCCGUCCAGGUUCCCGAUCAACCUGUUCAGGCUGUAGAUAUUGUCCGCGCGCUCAUUGCACAAAAACUCAAGAAGCCUCUGCUCGACGUUCCCCUCAGUAAAGCAAUUAAAGACUUGGUUGGUGGCAAGUCGACUCUACAAAACGAGAUUCUUGGUGAUCUCGGCAAAGAAUUCGGCUCUACACCAGAGAAGCCAGAAGAUACCCCUCUCGACGAGCUCGGUGCAUCCAUUCAGCCUACUUUCGACGGCAACCUCGGCAAGGUCUCGCAGUCCCUUAUCGCCCGCCUUAUUUCUUCCAAGAUGCCUGGUGGCUUCAACAUCACAGCCGCUCGCAAGUAUCUUGAGACAAGAUGGGGUCUUGGUGCCGGUCGACAAGAUGGUGCGCUGCUGCUGGCUCUGACAAUGGAACCCGCGGCCCGCCUUGGUGCGGAAGGCGACGCCAAGGCUUUCCUCGACGAUGUUACUCAGAAAUAUGCUGCACAUGCUGGUGUCAGCCUCACAAGCACUGCUGCCGCUGACGCGGCCGGCGGCAGCGGCGGUGGUAUGAUGAUGGAUCCUGCCGCCAUCGAUGCCUUGACGAAGGACCAGCGCGCCCUCUUCAAGCAGCAGCUCGAGCUCUUCGCCCGCUACUUGAAGAUGGACCUCCGAUCUGGCGACAAGGCCUUCAUUAACUCGCAACAAUCUGAAAAAGUUCUUCAAGCCCAGCUCGACCUCUGGAAUGCUGAACACGGUGACUUCUACGCCUCCGGCAUCGAACCUGUUUUCAGCCCCCUCAAAGCUCGCACAUACGAUUCUUCGUGGAAUUGGGCUCGUCAGGACGGUCUCAGCAUGUACUUUGAGAUCAUUUUCGGUAGACUCCAGACUGUUGAUCGCGAAAUCGUCAGCCAGUGUAUCCGUAUCAUGAACAAGUCGAAUCCCAAGCUCCUCGACUUCAUGCAGUAUCACAUCGACAACUGUCCGACCGAACGAGGCGAAACAUACAAACUUGCCAAGGAGCUUGGAUAUCAGCUUAUUGACAACUGCAAAGACGUCCUGAAUGUGGCUCCUCACUACAAGGAUGUUGCCGUGCCGACUGGCCCUCGCACUACCGUUGACGCUCGUGGUAACCUUAACUACGAGGAAGUUCCUCGUGCCAGCUGCAGAAAGCUCGAGCACUAUGUUCAGCAGAUGGCCGAGGGUGGCAAGAUUUCCGAAUAUGGAAACCGUACCAAAGUCCAGAGCGAUCUUCAACGCAUCUACAAGCUCAUCAAGCAGCAGCACAAGAUGUCCAAGACCUCGCAGCUUGAAAUCAAGAGUCUGUACGGCGAUGUGCUGCGGUCUCUUGGCAUGAACGAAAGCCAGAUUAUUCCCAAAGAUCACGGCAAGGGUCGCAAGGCUACCACCCUCAAAGGUAGCAGCAACAACAAGGGCCGCGUUGAAACCAUCCCCUUCCUGCACCUCAAGAAGAAGACUCUCCACGGCUGGGACUACAGCAAGAAGCUUACUUCCGUCUACCUCGAUUGCCUCGAGGAGGCUGCCCGUGCCGGUGUCACAUACACUGGCAAGCAUGUUCUCAUGACCGGUGCUGGCGCCGGCUCCAUUGGUGCCGAGGUUCUCCAGGGCCUCAUUAGCGGUGGCGCUCGCGUUGUCGUAACCACAAGCCGCUUCUCCAAGGAAGUCACGGAGUAUUACCAAUCAAUGUACACUCGCUACGGCUCUCGCGGAUCCCAAGUUGUCGUUGUUCCCUUCAACCAGGGCAGUAAGCAAGAUGUCGAAGCCCUUAUCGACUACAUCUACGAUUCCAAGAAUGGUCUCGGCUGGGAUCUUGAUUACAUUGUGCCGUUUGCUGCCAUCUCCGAGAAUGGUCGCCAGAUCGACAGUAUUGACUCGCGCUCUGAGCUUGCGCACCGCAUCAUGCUUACCAACCUUGUCCGUCUUCUUGGAUGCGUCAAGGCCCAGAAGGCCGAGCGAGGCUUCGAGACCCGCCCUGCCCAGGUCGUCCUUCCUUUGUCUCCCAACCACGGGACCUUCGGCAAUGACGGUCUCUAUUCCGAGUCUAAGCUUGCCCUUGAGACUCUCUUCAAUAGAUGGUACUCUGAGAGUUGGGCCAACUACCUCACCAUUUGCGGUGCCGUCAUUGGCUGGACUCGUGGCACAGGCCUUAUGUCUGGCAACAACAUCGUUGCCGAGGGAGUCGAGGCUUUCGGCGUCCGCACCUUUUCUCAACAGGAGAUGGCUUUCAACUUGCUUGGACUUAUGUCUCCUACCAUUGUUGACCUUUGCCAGUCUGAGCCCGUCUUCGCUGAUCUCAACGGCGGUCUUCAGUUCAUUCCUAACCUCAACGAAGCCAUGACCAAGCUUCGCAAGGAUAUCAUGGAGACCAGCGAGAUUCGCAAGGCUGUCACCAAGGAAAGUGCCAUUGAGAACACCAUUGUUAACGGAGCUGAGUCGGAGAUUCUCUACAAGAAGAAGACAAUCGAGCCACGUGCCAACAUCAAGUUUGACUUCCCUCCUCUACCUGACUGGGAUGAUGAGGUCGCUCCCCUCAACGACAAACUCAAGGGCAUGGUUGAUCUUGAAAAGGUGGUCGUUGUUACUGGCUUCGCCGAAGUUGGUCCUUGGGGUAACUCGCGUACCCGAUGGGAGAUGGAGGCUUUCGGUGAAUUCUCUCUCGAGGGCUGCGUUGAAAUGGCGUGGAUCAUGGGCCUCAUCAAGAAUCACAAUGGCCCUAUCAAGGGCAAGCCUUACGCUGGUUGGGUGGAUGCCAAGACUGGCGACCCCGUCGAUGACAAGGACAUAAAGGCCAAGUACGAGAAGUUCAUCCUGGAACACUCUGGUAUCCGCCUGAUCGAGCCCGAACUUUUCGCCGGCUACGACCCCAACAAGAAGCAGCUCCUCCAUGAGGUCGUUAUUGAGGAGGAUCUGGAGCCCUUUGAAUCCUCCAAGGAGACUGCCGAGGAGUUCAAGCGUGAACAUGGUGACAAGGUUGAAGUGUUUGAGAUUCCUGAGAGCGGCGAGUAUCUCAUCCGUCUGAAGAAGGGGGCGUCUCUUUGGAUUCCCAAGGCCCUCCGCUUCGACCGCCUUGUUGCUGGACAAAUUCCCACUGGCUGGGACGCGAAGCGAUACGGCAUUCCUGAUGACAUUAUCGAUCAGGUUGACCCUGUCACUCUGUUCCUACUCGUCUCUACUGCUGAGGCUCUGCUAUCCAGUGGUAUAACCGAUCCGUACGAGUUCUACAAGUAUGUCCAUGUCUCUGAGGUCGGUAACUGCGUCGGCUCUGGUAUGGGUGGUGCUACUGCGCUGCGCGGUAUGCACAAGGACCGCUAUCUUGACCAACCUCUCCAGAACGAUAUCCUUCAGGAGUCGUUUAUCAACACCAUGGCCGCUUGGGUAAACAUGCUGCUCAUCUCUUCCUCCGGCCCUAUCAAGACCCCCGUUGGUGCUUGCGCCACCUCAGUCGAGUCGGUCGACAUUGGUUACGAGACCAUCAUGGAAGGCAAGGCUCGCGUCUGCUUCGUCGGUGGCUUUGACGAUUUUGGCGAGGAAGGCUCUUAUGAGUUUGCCAACAUGAAGGCCACCAGUAAUACUGUUGAUGAGAUGGCCCAUGGUCGCACACCCAAGGAGAUGUCCCGUCCCACAACCACAACCAGAAACGGCUUCAUGGAGUCCCAGGGCUGUGGUGUACAGGUGAUCAUGACCGCUAAGCUUGCCCUUGAUAUGGGUGUUCCUAUCCACGGCAUCCUCGCUCUCACCACGACUGCCUCUGACAAGAUUGGCCGAUCCGUUCCCGCGCCUGGUCAGGGUGUCCUUACGACUGCUCGUGAGAACGCUGGCAAGUUCCCUUCACCUCUUCUGGACAUUGACUACCGUCGCCGCCAGAUUGAACGCCGCAAGAAGCAGAUCAAGCAGUGGCAGGAGUCUGAGCUAGAGUUUAUUCAUGACGAGAUCAGCGCCAUGAAGGCUCAGCAGGGCGAGUUCGAUGAGAAGGAGUACGCGCACGAGCGCGUUCAGCACAUCGAAAAGGAGGCUGUUCGCCAGGAGAAGGAGCUUCUGCGCAGCAUGGGCAACAGCUUCUGGAAGAGCGACCCAAGCAUCGCCCCUCUCCGUGGUGCUCUUGCUACCUGGGGCCUUACCAUUGACGAUCUCGGUGUCGCCUCUUUCCACGGUACUUCCACCAAGGCUAAUGAUAAAAAUGAAUCUUCUGUCAUCUGCCAGCAGCUGCGUCAUCUCGGUCGUUCUGAGGGUAACGCGGUGUUGGGUAUCUUCCAGAAGUACCUCACUGGUCACCCGAAGGGUGCUGCUGGUGCCUGGAUGUUGAACGGCUGCUUGCAGGUCCUCAACACCGGCCUGGUUCCUGGCAACCGCAAUGCCGACAACGUUGACCCUAUCAUGGAAGAAUUCGACAUGAUCCUUUACCCCAGCCGCAGCAUUCAGACUGAUGGCAUCAAGGCCUUCUCGGUUACCUCAUUCGGUUUCGGUCAGAAGGGUGCUCAGGCUAUUGGUGUCCACCCCAAGUACCUCUUUGCCACUCUUGAUGAGCGCACGUACAACGACUACUGUGCCAAGGUUGAGGCUCGCCAGAAGAAGGCCUACCGCUUCUUCCACAACGGACUCAUCAACAAUAGCUUGUUUGUUGCCAAGUCCAAGGCUCCUUACACCGAUGAGCAGCUCAGCUCAGUUCUCCUCAACCCUGAUGCUCGCGUCUCGACCGAGAAGAAGACUUCUGAGCUCACCUUUGCUACCAAUUUUAUGAAGCAAUCUGAGAAGGUUGUCUCUUCUGCUCAGGCCAAGGAGACCCAGCAAGUUAUGGAGACACUUGCUCGCAAGGUGGCCAGCCAGAACAGCAAGGUUGGUGUAGAUGUUGAGGACAUUGCUGCCAUCAACAUUGAAAACGAUACUUUCCUCGAGCGCAACUUUACCACUGCCGAAAUCGCGUACUGCGAGAAGGCCCCUAGCCCCCAGAGCUCCUUUGCUGGUCGUUGGAGCGCCAAGGAGGCUGUAUUCAAGUCUCUUGGUGUUACCAGCAAGGGUGCCGGUGCUGCGAUGAAGGAGAUUGAGAUUUCUCGGGACGAGACUGGCGCACCCAAAGUCUUGCUCCACGGCGAUGCUGCCUCCGCUGCUAAACGGGCUGGCGUCAAGGACAUCUCCUUGUCCAUCUCGCACUCGGACAACCAGGCUAUUGCCGUUGCCGUUGCGAGCUUCUAA